Molecule: messenger RNA, 1158 nt
Organism: Aspergillus tanneri
Lineage: Eukaryota; Fungi; Ascomycota; Eurotiomycetes; Eurotiales; Aspergillaceae
Product: PIG-Y family protein
Exons: 2
Coding region: 1-1158 (385 amino acids)
Source: RefSeq, a predicted model, not a curated record
AUGGAAAUCCGUCCGGACGGCGCAAUCCUGAGAGUGGACCUUCACGAUGCAAGCACCAGUAAAAACGUGGCUCUGUCGCUAGACAAUGACAAUCCUCUCACUCGGCGCACGCGCUCCGGAAGCGCAAGCAGUGGACACAAACGCAAUACAUCCGGCUCCUUACUAUCGAGACUCUCCUUUCUUCGGAUGAUCCAGACGACCCAAAAUACCCCUGAGAGAGACCACUCAGGCCUCGACCCGCCCGAUGGCGACGAUUUAGGCACCAGCUUACGGGGCGGAAGGACGAUGUCCAGUGCAUUACAACAACGAAAGACACGAAGACGGAGAGGCUCACUGAGGAAGGCAGCCUUGUUGAGUACGCGACUUGACUUUCGCGACAAGAAAGCCAACAGGGCCCCGUCCGACGUCUUGCGUACAGAACCCUCCGAGCAGCUCCAACAUCUUCAUCACCUGCCUCCGCAACCGCUGCGACCGUUGGCUGGCCCAGUUUCGCCAGAUCGCGGCAUAGCACCUCAUGAGGACUCGUAUCGCGACACUCAGGGGGGAAAUACCAAAUGGGAAAUGUUGAAUGCACCACAGCGAUCGCUUGCCACCUCUGCCUCCGGUCCGCGCCAUCAGCAGAGCCAGUCAAAGGAUAGCUUACUUGGUGACGAAAUAACAACCGACGAUGAAGAAGUCGUGUCCUUCCCCCGUGUCAAAAAUACCAAUGCUGCUGUUGCUGCUGCUGCUGCUGCCGGCCUCCACCUUCCAACUGGGUCUUCAAGCUCGGAUUCAUAUUUUACAUUGCAGGCAGACCCGAAAUAUAGAGCCAUGCAUCGUGCUACAUCGCCCCUUGCGACGGCCGACAUGACGAGUAGUCAAGAGAUGGAUUGGGAUUAUUCCGAAACAGAGUGGUGGGGAUGGAUUAUCUUGAUCGUGACCUGGCUUGUUUUUGUCGUGGGGAUGGGCAGUUGCUUUGGUGUGUGGAGUUGGGCUUGGGAUGUAGGGGAAACUCCUUAUGCGCCUCCAGAACUGGAAAACGACAGUACCCUUCCUAUCAUAGGUUAUUACCCUGCUCUCAUUGUCUUGACGGCAGUGAUGUCCUGGGUAUGGGUGAUCAUUGCGUGGGUAGGGAUGAAAUAUUUCAAACAUGCCAACAUAUCAGGGGAAGCUGUAUGA